UCACAUCCCCAGAUUUAGAUGUUUGGUCUGAGAUAUUCUUACUAUUCAUUGAAAAGUUGGAGACCAUUAACACAGAGUAUCGUCUAUUUCUUGCAAUCUCUGUUUUACAUAUACCUACUUGUUCCUCCUUUGUUUUAGUUCUUGUUUGCAAACUCUUGCUUUGAAUUACCUUCAUAAAGCAAGCCUGAAGAAAACUAGUAGUAGUCUACUACUAACAUGUCCAUUGAAAUUGGACUCUCAACCCACAUCAUUCUCACUUGUCUCAUCAUCAACGUUGUAGAUAGUACCGAAACACUUGUCAAAAUUGGCGGUGGAGGCGACAGUGGUGGCGAAGAGUACGUCUAUGGAUACAGUAGUCCACCAUUUACAUUCCAAGCCUCGGCAGCACCACUGCUGAUCCCUCCAGUGCCAGUGCCAGCGGCACCACCGCAAGCACUGCCACUGCGGCCUCCGCCUGCUCCACAAAAACCACUCGUUUUUGCGGACCAAAGGCUGGCCGUGGUUUACCCUGUAAUCCAAAAAUUCAAGACCACCAUCAUAUCAGAUCCUCUAGGCAUCAUCAAAACCUGGGUAGGCACAGAUAUAUGCAACUACAAAGGCUUUUACUGUGACAGCCCUCCAGACAACAAGACUGCUAUUGCUCUUGCAUCGGUUGAUUUCAAUGGAUUCCAACUAAACGCCCCUACCCUCGAUGGCUUCCUGGACCAGCUACCAGAUAUCGCUCUCUUCCACGCCAAUUCCAAUAAUUUUGCCGGCUCAAUCCCAACAACCAUUGCUAAGCUUCCAUAUCUUUACGAGCUUGACAUAAGCAACAACAAGUUUUCUGGGUCAUUUCCAAGUGCCAUUCUGGGUAUGAAGGGCCUAUCUUUCUUGGACAUUCGUUUCAAUCUUUUUACUGGGUCAGUUCCAGCUGAACUAUUCAAUCAAAACAUCGAUGUACUCUUCAUCAACAACAACUACUUCACGCAAAAGCUGCCUGAUAACCUAGGCACCAGUCAUGUGCUCCUCUAUCUCGCCAUAGCCAACAACCAAUUCACUGGGUCAAUCCCGCCAAGCAUCUCUAAAGCCUUGUCCACUCUGACCGAAGUUCUGUUGUUGAACAACAAGCUGAGCGGUUGUCUUCCAUAUGAGCUAGGGCUUCUCAAAGAGGCUGUAGUGGUCGACGCCGGCAACAACCAAAUCACUGGGCCAAUACCCUUCUCAUUGGGAUGCUUGGAAAAGGUGGAGGUGCUGAAUUUUGCUGGGAACUUCUUGUAUGGUAUGGUACCAGAGGUCGUCUGUGCGCUUGGAAAUUUGGCGAAUUUGUCGCUAUCUGAUAACUACUUCACGGAGGUUGGGCCAAUUUGCAGGGAAUUGAUCAAGAUAGGAGUACUUGAUGUAAUGAAGAACUGCAUUCCUGAUCUGCCAUUUCAAAGACCACUGGCUGAAUGUGUGGCUUUCUUUGCACGCCCAAGGUAUUAUUGUCCCGACAUGGCCACCUAUGCUUACAUUCCUUGUUGGCUUCCCCCUUUUAGCUUUCCUCUGCCUGCUCCUUCGCCUUAUUCUUGAUCUGAUUAUCAUGAUAAUCAGUAAGUGAUUUGGGUAUUUAUUAUUAUGUUUGUUAGUCUCAAUUCUGCUAGUUGAAUAAAUAUAUAUAUGACAAAUCAUUUGUUCA
This is a messenger RNA of Camellia sinensis, 1654 nucleotides long. Lineage: Eukaryota; Viridiplantae; Streptophyta; Magnoliopsida; Ericales; Theaceae. The record is from RefSeq and is a predicted model, not a curated record.